Molecule: messenger RNA, 882 nt
Organism: Fusarium vanettenii 77-13-4
Lineage: Eukaryota; Fungi; Ascomycota; Sordariomycetes; Hypocreales; Nectriaceae
Exons: 2
Coding region: 124-813 (229 amino acids)
Source: RefSeq, a predicted model, not a curated record
CGAUUUCCGCAGCUACAAAAACUCUCAGCCACCCACAUUUAUCUCGCAUCGCCAACUCCCUCUCAUCCUCACCUCUCUCGCAUUCCACUUCUCGCACCUCAGCGCUUCUUCAAUACCAUCACAAUGCGCUCCUCUCUCCUCCUCUCCGCCGCCGCCCUCUGCGGCAUCUCCCUCGCCCACUUUGAGCUCAAGUACCCAGACUCGAUCGGUUUCAAGGACGACGACGAAGACAAGGCCCCCUGCGGCGGUUUCACCCCCGACCUCUCUAAGGCCGACACCGUCGACUUUCACGUCGGCGGAGAGGCCAUCGCCGUCCGCUCUACCCAUCAGCAGGGCAACUGGCUGUUCCGCGUCACCACGGACGAGAAAGCCGACGGUGAUUGGGAGCAGCUGUUUCCCAUCGUUCAGCAGAGUGGACUUGGUGAUUUCUGUCAGCCUCAGGUUACCGUGCCGGAAAAGUAUGUUGGCAAGAAGGGAUGGGUUAAUGUUGUUUCUUCUGCCGUCGAUGGUCUCCUCUACCAGUGCAUCGCCGCCAACUUUGUCAAGGGAAAGGCCGAGCCCCCCAGCGAGUGCAGAAACGCCUCCUCGGUAAAGGCCUACUUCACCGACGACAAGGCUCUCGAGGCUCUCGUCGGCGACAGCAGCAACAGCAGCUCUGAGACCGGCUCUGCGAGCUCUUCUGCCACUAGCUCAGCUGCUUCUUCCACCGAGUCUGCUGAUGCUGCCGCGGCUCUGCAGGCUUUCUCAGCGAGUGGUGCUGGAUUCAUCACUCUCCUUGCCAUAGCGUUUGCUGGAGGUGCUUUGAUGGUUUAGAUGGAGGUUAAUGAAUGGAAUGUACUCGUAUUUGCAAGCGAACAAUUCAAAAUGGGUCUUUGAAAGAUA